This is a messenger RNA of Lates calcarifer (barramundi perch), 2069 nucleotides long. Its product is annotated as ADP-ribosylation factor 4. Bases 135 to 677 code for a protein of 180 amino acids. The transcript is spliced from 6 exons. Lineage: Eukaryota; Metazoa; Chordata; Actinopteri; Centropomidae. The record is from RefSeq and is a predicted model, not a curated record. Gene Ontology annotation, biological process: intracellular protein transport; vesicle-mediated transport. Gene Ontology annotation, molecular function: GTPase activity; GTP binding. Gene Ontology annotation, cellular component: plasma membrane; cytoplasm.
GGAUUCCACGUUGGCCCGGACGUGGCAGUAGUCCUUAAUCAGAGCAACCGGACCAGUGUAAAAUUGUCACACUUUGCCCCUGCUGUGGCUAAUAUCAGUGCUUCUUCCACAGGUUCAAACAUCAUCUGUCAGUUAUGGGGCUCACCAUUUCGUCAAUCUUCGGCCGGCUCUUUGGCAAAAAACAGAUGAGGAUUUUGAUGGUUGGAUUGGAUGCUGCAGGAAAAACAACCAUCUUGUACAAACUGAAGCUCGGUGAAAUUGUAACCACCAUCCCAACCAUUGGUUUCAAUGUGGAGACUGUAGAAUAUAAAAAUAUCAGUUUCACUGUAUGGGAUGUGGGUGGCCAGGACAAGAUCAGACCCCUCUGGAGACAUUACUUCCAGAACACACAGGGCCUCAUCUUUGUAGUGGAUAGUAAUGACAGAGAGAGAGUGGCAGAGUCUGCAGAUGAGCUCUCAAAGAUGUUGAUGGAGGACGAAUUGAAAGAUGCUGUUUUGCUGGUGUUUGCUAACAAACAGGACCUCCCCAAUGCCCUAACAGUCAGUGAACUCACAGACAAACUCGGCCUAAGCGCCCUCCGCAACAAAAAUUGGCACAUCGAGUCAACCUGUGCCACCCAGGGCCAGGGGCUGUAUGAAGGACUUGACUGGCUAUCCAAAGAGCUUUCCAAGAACUAAUGAAGGAUUGGCUGGACAGAUGAGAGAGAGAGAGAGAGAGACUGAACACCACAGGACAGGAGGGAAGGCUCAGACAUUCAACCCAGAAACAUUUGGUCUUCCAGCACCAAUGUUCAAAAAAGGGCAAGGCUGGUGGACAAUAUAAUCAUCUUUGGGAAAUUUUACUAUCAUAUUUCUAAUUUUGUUAUCAGUACUAUUAUCGUAUUAUCUCUUAACAUAGUCGCUACUUUCUCCCUUUGCUUCUCUCUCUUACAUGGGGUCAAGUUGUAAUCCAUUUGCAUGAUGAGCAAAUGGCCUAUUAGGGAUAUUUCAUGUAAACAUUGAAUAGAGUAAUGGGAGUCCACUUGACAUCUUGGCUCCUGUCUAGGCAGCGUUUGCAGUAAUCAACCACUUUUAUAAUUUUUGAACUUACUUAAAGUCAUUGUUAAGCCUAGGUUGGGGGAUAUGAUAAUAUAACCCUAGUGUUUUGGGGAAGGACAACUUGUAGGCAGCCUCAAGCUGUUCAUCUCUACAACCCCUUGUGAAUAUUUGACUCCCUUGCAGACCUGACUCUUUUCUCUUCACCGCUAUUCCCUCAAUCUCAUGCCAACUUGUUUCACCAAAGGCCUGUAGCCAGUAGAGUGAGAAUGACGAGGAUUGCAGUGAUUUCACAGAUAGAUUUCAUAAAUAGUGUGGAAUCAUGUAGCCUCACAGUAAAUGGAUCCAAAAAGGAACAUUGUGCCUUCUGGUCCCUCUUUACACAAAUCUGAGUAAUCCUUUCCUUAUCUCAUUGUUAGGUCAUGUUCCCUCCUAAGAUGCUUUUGUGACUUUUUUUGCUUUUGAAAGACAAAAUAAUGCAACAAAACACUUCCUUUUGUGCUGCAAUGUAUGCUGUGGUGCAGCAGAACCACACCAGUGCAAGUGUAAAUUUCUACCUUGCAACUUGACUUCACUGUGGACCAGGGUUUUAUCCAGUUUGAGCAUUUGUGAAUUUGUCCUCACUCUUCUUCCUUCUGUUUUUUCUAACAUCCACCAUGAAAAAGGAUUUAAUUAAAAUCUCAGUUCUUCUAUUCUCUCUGACAGUAAAACUUUUUUAACCCAUAAGGAGGAAGGAAAUGUCUUUUGUGUGUUGACACAAGACCAGUGUCAGCACUGCUCCGUAAAGUAACAUGUUUUUUGUUGUUUUUGUUUGGAGUUUGUUGUACCGGCUGAUGGCAAAUACUGUAUUAUAUUCUUAAUUAUGCUACCCCUUUUAAAACACGAAAACAUACCUGCCCAUUGAUUUUUUUUUUCGGUGUACAUUCCAACCUAUGCUUGCAGAUGUCAGAGCCGCCACUCUUCGCUAAAAAUAUUUUACAUAAAAAAAACAACCAAAAAAAAAACUCUGAAUAAAGCCAGUGUUAAAAAAAUAAA